Messenger RNA from Ctenopharyngodon idella (grass carp), 2316 nucleotides. RefSeq names its product extracellular calcium-sensing receptor-like. Bases 1 to 2316 code for a protein of 771 amino acids. Gene Ontology annotation, cellular component: membrane. NCBI's taxonomy places the organism in Eukaryota, Metazoa, Chordata, Actinopteri, Cypriniformes, Xenocyprididae. The transcript has 6 exons. Gene Ontology annotation, biological process: G protein-coupled receptor signaling pathway. The record is from RefSeq and is a predicted model, not a curated record. Gene Ontology annotation, molecular function: G protein-coupled receptor activity.
AUGGUAUCACCACAAUUUAAUAUGGAAAUCUUCCAGCAGGCACAGACCAUGGCUUUUGCAGUGAAUGAGAUUAAUAAUAAUCCAAACCUGCUGCCUAACAUAACUCUUGGUUAUCAUCUUUAUGACAACUGUGUGAGACUAGAAAUGGCGUUCCGGGCUGCCAUAUCCCUGGCUAGUGGGACAGAGGAGUCCUUCUCCAGCCUAAACUGCACUGGCCCCCCUCCUGUGAUUGGGAUUGUAGGGGAUCCAAGUUCAACUCCUUCCAUUGCGAUUUCCAAUGUUCUUGGGCUGUUUCGAGUACCAAUGGUUAGUCACUAUGCCACCUGCUCCUGUUUAAGUGACAGGAAAAAGUACCCCUCUUUCUUCAGAACAAUCCCCAGUGAUGCCUUCCAGGUGCGGGCUAUGGUUCAGAUCUUGAGGCAUUUUGGAUGGACCUGGGUUGGUCUUGUCUACAGUGAUGAUGAUUACGGCAUCUAUGCUGCUCAGUUAUUUCAGCAGGAAAUGCAGCAAUUUGGAUAUUGUGUUGCUUUUUCUGAAAAGAUUCCAAAUGAUAACAACCACAAAGACAUUCAACGUAUAACAGGAGUGAUUCAGGCCUCUACAGCUAGAGUGGUGGUUGUUUUUCCCACCUUUCUACUACCAUUGAUGGAAGAGGUUGUGUUGCAAAACAUGACUGGCAAGCAGUGGAUUGCAAGUGAAGCUUGGGCCACCUCAUCUGUAUACCAUUCUCCACGUUUCCUGCCCUUCCUGGGGGGCACACUGGGCAUUGCUAUCAGACGUGGAGAGAUUGAGGAUCUUCAUGACUUUCUGCUACGUCUCCACCCCAGUAAUGAUCCAAGAAAUAAUAUAGUGAGAAUUUUCUGGGAGAAAAUGUUCAGUUGUAGUUUUGGAAAUGGGGGAAGAGUGAUAGAUGGAGAGCAAGUGAAAAAGGUGUGUACAGGACAGGAGAAUCUGAGCACCACAAACACACCAUACACUGAUGUUUCAGACUUGAGACCAGCUUAUAAUGUCUAUAAGGCAGUUUAUGCCCUGGCACAUGCACUUCAUGACCUGAUGCAGUGUGAAGAGGCUGAAGGUGGAAAUUCAAAUAUGUGCUGUAUAUUAAUUAAACACUUGCUCUGUCUACAAACUGUACAGCUGGUCCACUACCUCCAGAAAGUGAACUUCACCACAGGCUUUGGGGAUCAAGUGUCAUUUGAUAAGAAUGGAGAUGCUCUGCCUAUCUAUGAUGUGCUAAACUGGCAGCCAAGCUCUGAUGGAUCAAUAAGGACUUACACGCACCCAAGGUCUGUGUGCAGUGAGAGUUGCCCCCCAGGCACCAGGCAAGCCAGGAGGAAGGGUCUUCCUGUCUGUUGUUUUGACUGCCUGCCCUGCGGAGAUGGAGAGAUUUCCAAUACAACAGAUGCUAUUGAGUGCACAGUGUGUCCAGAUGAGUUCUGGUCCAAUCCAGAUAAGAAUCAGUGUGUCCCCAAAGCAGUAGAGUUUCUGUCCUAUGAGGAACCUCUGGGCAUCUCUCUGACCACUGCUUCCCUACUUGGCACCUGCAUUUGCGCUCUUGUGAUGGUCAUCUUUGCUCAUCACCGUAACACUCCCAUAGUACGCGCCAACAAUUCAGAGCUCAGCUUUCUGCUGCUGUUGUCAUUGAAAAUGUGUUUCCUGUGUGUACUGCUGUUCAUUGGUCAGCCGCAGUUGUGGACGUGUCAGUUAAGACAUGCUGUGUUUGGCAUAAGCUUUGUCCUGUGCAUCUCCAGCAUCCUGGUCAAGACUAUGGUGGUAAUAGCCGUGUUCAAGUCAUCUCGACCAGAGGGCAAAGGAGCAAUGAAAUGGUUUGGAGUAGCUCAACAAAGAUGCACAGUUCUGGUCCUAACAGCCCUCCAGGUUGUGAUAUGUGUAGUCUGGCUAUCAACUGCCUCUCCAACACCCCAUAAAAACAACCAGUAUAUCCGCUCUAAAAUGGUAUAUGAAUGUGCUAUUGGCUCAGUGGCUGGUUUUUCUAUGUUGCUGGGAUACAUUGGACUGUUGGCAGCAGUAAGCUUCCUUUUAGCUUUCCUGGCGAGAAAUCUUCCAGAUAAUUUUAAUGAAGCAAAGUUCAUCACUUUCAGUAUGUUGAUAUUUUGUGCUGUGUGGAUUGCGUUUGUUCCAGCAUAUGUGAGCUCUCCAGGGAAAUAUGCAGUGGCUGUGGAGAUAUUUGCCAUUUUAGCUUCUAGUUUUGGUUUACUGGUAUCCAUAUUUGCUCCAAAGUGCUACAUCAUUCUUCUACAUCCAGAGAGGAACACUAAAAAUGCUAUCAUGGGAAGAGAAACACAAAAGAAGUAG